Aureobasidium vineae is the source of this 2253-nucleotide messenger RNA. The record is from the annotation of a GenBank genome assembly. Lineage: Eukaryota; Fungi; Ascomycota; Dothideomycetes; Dothideales; Saccotheciaceae.
AUGGCUCAGAAACAAAAACGCUCGAGAGCCGAGCAAGCACGGCAAUUUCUCCAGGGCGGUGGUGUAUUGCGAGAGGACUCGGACGAUGAGCUAGGCACUGAGGAUCUNCCCUGGGAAUGGAUAUAUGGACCCAACAAGACCAUCAUUGGUGCCCAGAUGGGCGAUUUCAAAUGCCACAUAGGAGACACUGUCCUUCUCAAAGCUGCCGGAAACGAAGCUUGGGUGGCCAUCAUCCAAGACUUUGCAGAGGGCGAGAUUGAAGACGAUGAUGGCGAAAUGAUCAAUGACAUGAAAGCCUCUUUCUUGUGGUUUUCGUCCGAAAAGGAGAUUGUCAACAAGAACAAGAAGAGACAAGACUUCCUGGAAAAUGAAUUGUACAUCACCACUGGUCUGGACGAAAACUCAUUGAAAACCAUCAAUGGCAAGGCUACCGUUCUUUCUGAGGAGGGCUUCAACUCGAGAUAUCCGAACGGCAAGAUCCCGAAAGGCUCUAGAGAUCACGGGAAAGUUUUUAUCUGUCGACGAGGCUGCAACACUCGCACGACCACCUACACCGAGGAGUUCCUCUGGGAGGAUGUGUAUCGUGGAGUUGAGGAUCUGCAGUCCCUAUGCGAAUUGGUCGACAGCCAAACUGUACGAACCCGCAAGCGCAAGUCAACCGUCAGAGCAACCACGCCAGGAGAUCUGGAUGAAUUUGUGAUUCCUGACGACGAAGACGGUGAGACGGCCACACCACGGAAACGAAGAAAGUUGACUUCUGCUACACCGACCUCCAGGAGCAAGCAUCCUGCACCUCGCAAACUCACCACUCCCACCCAUCGCCGCAUCAUCGCCAAAAGACCUCUUGAGUUUACACCUCUGGGUACUCGUAUGCUCUCACCUUCUCACACAACUGCUUCCCCUCACCAACUUGCCCGAAGCACACUGCAUGUAUCUGCUGUGCCAAAUGCACUUCCCUGCCGUGAAGACGAGUUCGGCGAAGUCUAUUCACAUUUGGAGACCGCCAUCUCGGCUGGUACAGGAUCUUGCAUUUACAUCUCUGGUACUCCGGGUACGGGCAAGACUGCCACGGUACGAGAGGUGGUGGCCGCACUUAACAUAGCCGUAUCUGCCGACGAACUCGACGACUUUGUAUUUGUCGAGAUCAACGGCAUGAAAGUCACUGAUCCACACCAAUCAUACUCCCUACUUUGGGAGGCACUCAAGGGCCAACGUGUCAGCGCCACACAUGCUCUCGAAUUGCUAGAACGCGAGUUCAGCACACCGAGUCCGAGAAGAGUACCUUGCGUCGUGCUGAUGGAUGAGCUCGAUCAGCUCGUCACAAAGUCGCAAGGUGUCAUGUACAACUUUUUCAAUUGGCCCCAACUACGGCAUUCGCGUCUUAUCGUGCUGGCUGUAGCGAAUACCAUGGAUCUGCCCGAACGCACACUCAGCAACAAGAUCAGUUCGCGGUUAGGACUCACGCGGAUAACAUUCCCUGGCUACACACAUCAGCAACUCAUCAAGAUUAUCGAGAGCAGACUCGAAGGCAUAGGACAAGUGGUGGUUGAACCCGAUGCCGUGCAAUUCGCCAGCAGAAAAGUAGCAGCUGUGUCAGGAGAUGCACGUCGCGCCCUCGAUAUUUGCCGUCGCGCAGUAGAGAUCGCCGAAUCAGACAAGGCAGCCGCCGAUAAAGCAGCACUGGAAACACUAACCGAAGAGCCUAGUGACGAGACAACAACGAUAGCGCCAGCAAAAGCGGCAGCGAUGAAGAAAGGCGUCGUGACCAUCUCCACCAUCAAACGUGCCAUCAACGAAGCUACUUCUACGCCGUUGGCCUCUUACCUGCGUUCCCUGCCUCUGGCCUCGAAACUCUUCCUCGCGGCUCUUCUAGGCCGUAUCCGCAGAACUGGGCUGACGGAAAGUACACUCGGCGACAUCAUCGACGAAGCAGCUCGCAUGGCAGCUUUAUCGUCUUUGGUCCCUCUGCAUGACAUCUUGCUUGCACCUGAUACCUUCCAGCCCAUCCCUUCUCUGACCGGAGUCUCUACGCCUGGCAAAAGAGGGAGAGUGGCUGGAAAGAAAAGAGGCAAAGUAGCGAGGUUAAGGGGUAUGGGUGUUGCGGCGGAAGAGUUGGCAGAGGCGGGUAUUGUGGGGUUAGAGGUGAGGAGGGGUGAGAGGGUUGGUAGAGUGAGGUUGGGUGUUGGUGAAGAGGAGAUCAGGGGUGCUCUAAGAGAGGAUGAGGAGUGUAGGGGUCUUGGAUUUAAUGGUUAG